AUUUUAUCAGAUUUGUUAUUAUGUUUCAGAAUCAAUUUAAUUAAAUAAUUACUUGCUAGUUGGAAAUUUAGAUUAAAAGAAUAAUAAUGGUUUGAUCUAGAUUAAUACCAUGAUUUAAUUUUUAUUAUAUGGAAAAUAUUAGUAAGUCAUCGGUUUAGUGGACGGCUAGACACCGCCAAAAAUAAAAGCGUUGACAGCUGGCAGGGACGUGAUUUGUUAUUAAAAUUUUCAAAGAUAAAAAAUCUAAUUUAAUUUUAAAUUAUUCCGAUAUAAACGAAAUGGGUUUGCACGAUUAUGUGAAUUUUAUCGUUUUCGAUAAUCCAAUCUCCAAGUCCGUCACGUCAAUUCUCAUGAGCAACAAAAAGAGUAUUACCGCCCCGCCGAACGUUACAGUGAUCACAGAGAAGACCCCUUUAUGGAAAAUGGCCAGCGAAACGGGACCCUUCGUUAAAAUAGGCGCUCUUAUGGGAGCCGCAGCGGUUAUCAUAGGCGCUUACGGGGCGCAUCGUGCAUAUCCCAAAGAUUCGGCCGAGGAACAUAAACUUAUGUUCGAAACGGCCAACAGAUACCAUUUUUUUCAUUCCCUCGCUUUACUAGCAGUCCCCUUAUGUAGAAAUCCAAAAAUUGCUGGUUCACUGUUUAUAUCUGGUACAGUGUUGUUUUCUGGUACAUUAUACUAUCGAGCUUUUACUGGUGACGAUACAGUGGCUAAAUUGACACCGUUUGGAGGAACAAUACUGAUCUUUGCCUGGCUAUCCAUGGUGUUAAUGGGGUCAAAUGUUUACUUGAGUUGCAUGCCCAUAAAUUGAAUUGGUUAAUUAUGGUUAUUUAGGUCAUAUAUUCAAUGUACAAAUAGUAAAUUAUUUUGUGAUUUUAUUCGUUUAAUAUAUUAUUUAGUAAGACAUGAAUUAUAAUAAAUAAAUGUACUCCAAACGAUAG
Messenger RNA from Sitophilus oryzae (rice weevil), 939 nucleotides. Its product is annotated as transmembrane protein 256 homolog. Lineage: Eukaryota; Metazoa; Arthropoda; Insecta; Coleoptera; Curculionidae. The transcript is spliced from 4 exons. Bases 279 to 809 code for a protein of 176 amino acids. The record is from RefSeq and is a predicted model, not a curated record.